AACCAACCACAAGACAGAAUGAGUUGUAGUAAGUAAUCUCCAUUUCCCAUGAAAUGCCUAUCUCACGUGGCAACGAUGCCGUGGAGCACUACAACAUCAUCCCGGAGGACCCCACCUCCGACCACCCUUCCCUGCGGUUCCCGGAAGUCCGCGCCGCCACCGCCGCCCUCCGGUCCGUGGGGGACCUCCCCCUCCCCCCGCAAUGGCAGGCAGACAUGGACCUCGUGGACUGGCUGGGCCUCACCUUCGGGUUCCAAAACGACAACGUCCGGAACCAGCGCGAGCACCUCCUCCUCCACCUCGCCAACGCCCAGAUGCGCCUCUCCCCUCCCCCGGACUCCCUCGACCCCGCCGUCCUCCGCUCCUUCCGCAUCAAACUCCUCCGCAACUACUCCGCCUGGUGCUCCUACCUCUCCUCCAGACCCAGCGUCCGCCUCUCCCACCGCCCCGACGCCGCCCCCGACCACCGCCGCCGCGAACUCCUCUACGUCUCCCUCUACCUCCUCAUCUGGGGCGAGGCCGCCAACCUCCGCUUCCUCCCCGAGUGCAUCUCCUACAUCUUCCACCACAUGGCCAUAGACCUCAACGCAAUCCUACAAGACCUCCGCGAUUUCUCAUUUCCCGAGGACAAGGCCUUCCUCCACCGCGUUGUGAAACCAGUUUACCGAACCCUUCUCUUGGAGGUCGAGAGUAGCAGGAACGGGACCGCGCCGCACUGUCACUGGAGAAACUACGAUGACAUAAACGAGUUUUUCUGGAGUAAGCGCUGCUUCAAGCAUCUCGGCUGGCCUAUUAACGCUGCCAGCGACUUCUUCACCAAGCGCCUCGGAAAGACCGCCUUUGUGGAGCGACGCUCGUUUUGGAACCUCUUCAGGAAUUUCGACAGGCUUUGGGUCAUGCUGGCUUUGUUCCUUCAAGCUUCUUUGAUUGUUGCGUGGGAGGAAAAGCUUUAUCCUUGGCACGCUUUGGAGGAUCGUGACGUCCAGGUUCGGCUUUUGUCCGUUUUCUUCACAUGGAGUGCUAUGAGGUUUCUGCAGUCUUUGCUUGAUGCAGGGAUGCAAUGCAGGUUGGUUUCCGCGGAGAGAAUUAGGCUUGGAGUGAGGAUGGUGCUGAAAAUCAUCGUUGCAGCGGGGUGGUUCUCUGUGUUUUUUGUUUUUUAUCGGAGGAUAUGGGAGCGGAGGAAACAUGAUAGAAAGUGGUCUAUUGAAGCGAAUAAACGGUUGCUGACUUUUCUUGAGGUUGCUUUUGUUUUCGUGGUUCCGGAGCUUCUGGAUUUUGUCCUUUUUGUACUUCCUUGGGUUAGGAAUUGCAUUGAGAAUGGGGAUUGGAGGCUUUUUCGGAUGUUGUCGUGGUGGUUUCGGAGCAGGACUUUCGUUGGUCGUGGGUUGAGAGAGGGUCUUUUGGACAACAUUAAGUACACCUUGUUUUGGGUUGUGGUGCUGGCGUCGAAGUUUUGUUUCAGCUACUUUUUACAGAUUAGGCCAAUGGUUGCUCCAUCUAAGGCAGUUUUGAACCUUAAGGACGUUGAUUAUCAUUGGCAUGAGUUUUUUCGACAUGGUAACGGGAUUGCUCUUGCGUUACUGUGGCUUCCAGUUGUUUUGAUUUAUCUGAUGGAUAUUCAGAUAUGGUAUUCCAUAUAUUCAUCUUUGGUUGGGGCGAGUGUGGGGUUGUUUGCACACUUGGGUGAGAUUAGGAGUAUGCAGCAGCUGAAGUUGAGGUUUCAGUGGUUCGCUAGUGCGGUUCUGUUUAAUCUAAUGCCAGAGGAUCAGUUGUUGAAUACAAGGGGAACAUUGAGUAGGAAAAUAAUGGAUGUUUUUAAUAGGAUGAAGCUAAGGUACGGGUUUGGACAGCCCUAUAAGAAGCUUGAGUCUAAUCAGAGUGAUGCCAACAAGUUUGCGUUAUUAUGGAAUGAGAUAAUUUUGUGUUUUAGAGAAGAGGAUAUAAUAACUGAUCGAGAGGUUGAGCUGUUGGAGCUUCCAAAGAACUCGUGGAAUGUAAGGGUUAUUCGUUGGCCUUGUUUUCUUCUGUGCAAUGAGUUUUUGUUGGCUCUAAGUCAGGCCAAAGAACUAGUCGAUAUUCCUGAUAAGAGGCUUUGGAGUAAGAUCUGCAAGCAUGAGUUUAGGCGAUGUGCUGUCAUUGAAACAUACGAUUGCAUCAAGCACUUGCUUCUUGAGAUUAUCAAACCUGACAGUGAAGAGCAUUCUAUUGUGACGGUUCUGUUUCAAGAAAUUGAUCACUCUCUCGAGAUUGGAAAAUUCACUAAAGUAUUCAAAACCGCUACACUUCCCCAGCUCCACAACAAGUUGGUAAAACUGGUGGAGUUAUUAAACAGGAAAAACACAGAUCCUAAUCAAUUGGUGAACACCCUUCAGGCCCUUUAUGAGAUUGUUGUCCGGGAUUUUUUCAAGGAGAAAAGGAAAAUUGAACAGCUGAGGGAGGACGGUUUGGCUCCAAAAAAUUCAGCUUCUUCUGAGGUUCUACUUUUCGAGAAUAGCAUUCAGUUGCCUGAGGCUAACAGUGAGAACUUUUAUAAACAAAUUUGGCGCUUGCAUACUAUUCUUACCUCUAGAGAUUCAAUGCAAAACAUCCCAGUUAAUCUAGAAGCCAGACGAAGGAUUGCUUUCUUCACUAACUCACUUUUUAUGAACAUGCCCCAUGCCCCCCAAGUAGAGAAAAUGAUGGCUUUAAGUGUUCUAACCCCUUACUAUAGUGAAGAAGUAGUAUACAGCAAAGAACAGCUCAAAGUCGGGAAUGAAGAUGGGAUAUCGACCCUGUACUAUUUGCAGACUAUAUAUGAUGAUGAGUGGAAGAAUUUCAUGGAGAGGAUGAGGAGGGAGGGGAUGAAGAAAGAUAGUGAUAUAUGGACUGAUAAACUUAGAGUUUUGAGGUCCUGGGCAUCCUAUAGAGGCCAGACACUAUCGCGGACUGUUAGAGGAAUGAUGUACUACCAUAAGGCCCUCAAACUUUUGGCUUUUCUGGAUUCUGCAUCAGAAGUAGAGAUCCGAGAAGGUGAAAGUGAACUUGUUUCACUAAAGCAAGACAAUAACUCAGAAAGGUCACCUUCCCCCAUGUGUUUAAGUAAAACAAGCAGUUCAGCAAGUUUGUCAUUCACAGGUCAUGACCAUGUGACUGCUUCAAUGAAAUUCACAUAUGUGAUUGCGUGCCAAAUAUAUGGAGCUCAGAAGGCAAGAAAGGAUCCCCAUGCAGAUGAAAUUUUGUAUCUAAUGAAAUACAACGAAGCCCUUCGAGUUGCCUAUGUCGACGAGGUUUCCAUUGGAAGGGAUGAGAAGGAGUAUUAUUCUGUUCUUGUGAAGUAUGACCAACAGUUGGAGAGGGAGGUGGAAAUUUACCGUGUGAAGCUUCCAGGUCCCAUAAAACUAGGAGAAGGAAAACCAGAGAAUCAAAACCAUGCCAUCAUCUUCACUCGCGGGGAUGCAGUUCAGACCAUUGAUAUGAACCAGGACAACUACUUCGAGGAGGCACUUAAAAUGCGGAAUCUCUUGGAGGAAUACAAACAUUACUAUGGUAUAAGGAAACCCACUAUUUUGGGAGUGAGGGAACACAUUUUUACCGGUUCUGUUUCCUCUCUUGCGCGGUUCAUGUCAGCUCAGGAAUCGAGUUUUGUCACCUUGGGACAGAGGGUUUUGGCAAACCCUCUGAAAAUUCGAAUGCAUUAUGGCCACCCUGAUGUGUUUGACAGGUUUUGGUUCAUAACUAGAGGUGGCAUCAGCAAAGCCUCCAGAGUGAUCAACAUCAGCGAGGACAUCUUUGCUGGCUUUAACUGUACACUUCGAGGAGGUAAUAUCACUCAUCAUGAAUACAUUCAGGUUGGAAAGGGAAGGGAUGUUGGGUUGAACCAAAUAUCAAUGUUUGAAGCAAAGGUUGCCAGUGGAAACGGGGAACAAGUACUAAGCAGAGAUGUGUAUAGAUUGGGUCACAGACUAGAUUUUUUACGUAUGCUAUCAUUCUUCUACACUACAGUGGGAUUCUUUUUCAACACAAUGAUGGUGAUUCUCACCGUAUAUGCAUUUUUAUGGGGUAGAUUAUUGCUUGCUCUUAGUGGUUUUGAAGCUGCUAUGGAAAAUAACAGCAAUAAUAAUGAAGCACUUGGUAUGAUCUUGAAUCAGCAGUUCAUUGUCCAAAUUGGACUUUUCACUGCCCUUCCAAUGAUUGUGGAGGAUUCCCUUGAGCAUGGGUUCCUUCAAGCCGUUUGGGAUUGUUUGACAAUGCAGCUCCAACUUUCAUCAGUUUUCUACACAUUCUCUAUGGGUACACGUAGCCACUUCUUUGGAAGAACUAUUCUGCAUGGUGGGGCAAAAUAUCGAGCCACGGGUCGUGGUUUUGUUGUGGAGCACAAGAGUUUUGCUGAAAACUAUAGACUCUAUGCUCGCAGCCAUUUUGUGAAAGCAAUUGAACUGGGGCUAAUACUAGUAGUUUAUGCAUCACACAGUACUAUAGCAACUCACACGUUUGUUUACAUAGCCAUGACCAUCUCUAGUUGGUUUUUAGUUGCAUCAUGGAUUAUGGCACCGUUUGUGUUCAACCCUUCUGGUUUUGACUGGUUGAAAACUGUGUAUGAUUUUGACGAUUUCAUGAACUGGAUUUGGUACCGUCAAAGGGUGUUUGCCAAAGCUGAACAGAGCUGGGAAAAGUGGUGGUACGAAGAGCAGGAUCAUCUAAUGGUUACUGGCUUUUGGGGAAAGCUUGUGGAGAUAAUUUUAGACCUUAGGUUUUUCAUAUUCCAGUAUGGUAUUGUCUAUCAGCUAGGCAUAGCUGCUGGAAGUACCAGUAUUUCUGUUUACUUGCUAUCUUGGAUUUAUAUGUGUGUUGUAUUUGCUAUUUAUGUGGUGGUAGCUUAUGCUCAGAGUGCAUAUGAAGCAAAACACCAUAUCUAUUAUCGGUUGGUCCAAUCCAUGAUCCUAGUUCUUGUCAUAUUUGUGAUAGUUGCAUUGAUGAAAUUCACCAAUUUCAAAUUCAUGGACAUUUUUACUAGCUUGUUGGCGUUCAUUCCCACAGGCUGGGGCAUGAUACUGAUUGCUCAAGUGUUCAGGCCAUUUUUGCAGUGCACCAUAAUUUGGAAUUGUGUUGUUUCCUUAGCUCGUUUAUAUGAUGUAUUAUUUGGGGUCAUUGUUAUGGCCCCGGUGGCUCUACUAUCAUGGUUGCCUGGGUUUCAGCCUAUGCAAACUAGGAUUCUCUUCAACGAAGCAUUCAGUAGGGGGCUUCGGAUAUUCCAGAUUGUUACAGGAAAAAAGUCCUCGAGUAAUUAUGAUUAGAAGUUUUUUUUGUUCAUGUGUAGUAUGGGAGUAAUUAUUUUUGUAUGCCAAUCUUUCACUGAUAGACAGGUUUAACGAGACAGACAAAAUCUAUUUUUUUU
Molecule: messenger RNA, 5374 nt
Organism: Cajanus cajan (pigeon pea)
Lineage: Eukaryota; Viridiplantae; Streptophyta; Magnoliopsida; Fabales; Fabaceae
Product: callose synthase 12
Biological process (GO): (1->3)-beta-D-glucan biosynthetic process
Cellular component (GO): 1,3-beta-D-glucan synthase complex; plasma membrane
Molecular function (GO): 1,3-beta-D-glucan synthase activity
Source: RefSeq, a predicted model, not a curated record